Molecule: messenger RNA, 3910 nt
Organism: Helianthus annuus (common sunflower)
Lineage: Eukaryota; Viridiplantae; Streptophyta; Magnoliopsida; Asterales; Asteraceae
Product: probable ubiquitin-conjugating enzyme E2 24
Exons: 9
Coding region: 1025-3538 (837 amino acids)
Source: RefSeq, a predicted model, not a curated record
AGAAGGAUGGUUACUAGAAGUAGAAUACGUAAUGGAAUAUUCUUUUCUGGUUACUGGAUACCUGUUUCAGUUUGGCUUUAUAUCCUCUUAACCCACUCACUUCCAUCAUUUUCUUCAACAAACAAACAUCCCAAUUCCAACAAAGAUCACAUUUUUAUUUAUUUUAUUUCUUCUUGUUUUUACAGAAACAAACAAGGAAGAAGAAGAAAGAUUCAGGUUUUUGAUAUGCAUGAUCAUGGUGUGAGAGAGGGGAUUUGGGGAGGAACUUUGCCUCUCUAAAGCCCCCCAAAAAAUCCUCCUUUUUGUAUAAAGUGUGCGUGUGUUUGUGCGUGAGAGAGAGAGAGAGAGAUGGUUGAAGGGGCAAAUGGGUAUUCUUGAUUUCAUGUGUAAUUGAAUCUCUUCACAUGAAUGGAGGAAGCUGAACUAUGAUGUUUCUUGAUUGCAGAUGGUGCCGAAGUAAACUGAUCAUGAUCAUGGCUACUUCAGACACACGGUUAAACACCAUCAUCUUAUGAAACAUCCCAAUUUCCUUAGCUUUAGCUCCAGUUCGAUUCGAUCUAGUUCAUCUUGCUUUCGUUAGCUCGUUUUUUAGUCUUUUUAUGCGUAAGAAAACUCCAAUUCGAUUCGAUCUAGUUCAUCGUGUUUUCAUUUCCUUGUUUUUAGUCCUUUUAUGUGUAAGAAAAUUUGAUUGAAAUCAACGAUUUCGAUCAGCGGGCAAAUCUCCUUUGGCAAUAUAUCUUUGGCUACAGAAAGAACUCUUAGUUCCUUCUGCUGUCAUUGAUCUAUCUAUUUAUAUAUUCGUUUCGUUAAACAUUAGUGCAAAUCUCCUUUGGCAAUACCAGAACUUCUGGUAAAAAAACUUGAUCCGUUUUUAUCCGAAAAACAACGGGGCAAAUCUCCUUUGGCAUAUCGGGUGUCUAUUCCAGACCCCUUCCGUAAACUAUCUUCAGAUUCUUUGGAGAUACGUACUAUCGGUUCUUGAUAGUGAUAUCAGUAAUACUUCCAUAUCACAAGGUUUGUAGAAAUGGAUAUCUUUUUGAGCGAUUUCGAUAGCUACAGCGAGAGCAGUAGCUCCGACGAUCAAGAAGACGACGAGUUCAUGUACAGUGGACAAGCUACCUCCAUUCUCUCAAAUCUUCAAGAAACAAUCGGGAAAAUCGAUGAUUUCUUGUUGUUCGAGAGAAGAUAUGUCCAUGGUGACAUCGUUUACUCGGGAAAAGAUCGCGAUUCGCAAAUGGGAAAAGUAACAAACGUUGAGAUCGUUGUGGAUUUAGAAAACAUCAAUGAGAAGAAAGUGAAAGACAUAAGUUCCAAGAAACUUGCGAAAAUCCGUUCGAUCUCGACGGGUGAGUUUGUAAUAUCGGGUCCGUGGGUUGGUAAAGCCGAAAACAUAACCGAUUCCGUUACCGUCUUGUUUGAUGACGGCACCAAGGGUGAGUUCGCAGUAACGGGAUUGGAGACCGAGAAGCUCGUACCGAUAUCACCGGAUAUAAUCGAUGAUUCGCAGUACCCAUACUACCCCGGUCAACGGGUCAAAGCCGUGAACAUGACUCCGUCUAAGUCAACCCAUUGGUUCUGCGGGUCGAAGAACAGGAACCAGGAUGAAGGGACCGUAUGCUCGGUCGAUUCGGGUUUGGUCCAUGUAACCUGGCUCGGCUGCGCAUUACUCGGUUCAGAAAGCGUACCGGAACCACCAUCGUUACAGAACUCAAAAGAUUUGAUUCCCGUUUCGUGUUUCGCUCAUUCAAACUGGCAGAUUGGCGAUUGGUGUAUGCUGCCGAAACCCGAGCACAGGAGUUUUACCGAUCGUUUUCCUGUUCGUAAACAAUCGAACAACCGUUCAGAUUUUCAAGAAAUCUUUGUGAUUGCAAAGAUGAAAUGUAAAGUCGAUGUGUUAUGGCAAGACGGAAGUGAAUCAUGCGGGCUGUAUUCGAAUACCCUCGGCCCGAUUAACGCACUCGAUGCUCAUGAUUUCUGGCCGCAUCAGUUUGUUCUCGAGAAAGGAACAUCGGAUGAUCAACAAGAUAGAAAGUGGGGUGUCGUGAAGGCCGUUGAUCCGAACGAAAAGACCGUGAAGGUGAAGUGGGAGUCGGAAAUCGAGGAAACUGUGAGCGCGUAUGAACUAAUCGAGCACCCGGGUUAUUCGUAUAACCAGGGUGAUCUCGUGUUGAGGUUAAAUAAAGGACAAAUUGUUGAAGCCGGUGAGAAAUGUAGCGGUGAUCUGUACUUGGAUCAUAUCGGGAUGGUUGUUAGCUUGAAAAAUGGCUCCGUUGAAGUCAAAUGGGCUUCGGGUUUUACGUCUAAGGUGGCGCCUCACGAGCUUUUACGGGUGGAAAAGUCUGAAGGUCCGUCAGCAACGCCGUUGCUUAACAAUGACAGCAUCCAAGAGGAUCAAGAGAAGUCAGGGAUUUCACCGGACCCGAGAGAUAAGAGCUUUUUAGGUUCUGAUGAUGGUGAUGAUUGCUUAAAGACGUUAUAUGAAUCGACAACUUUUAACGUCCCGCGAGCUGCUAUCGAGCUUUUAUCCGAUGUGGCUAAGAGUCUGUUUGGGUUCCCGUUUUACGCAUCAUUAUCGGCUUCUCCUGACCAUGUCCCAGAAAACGAGUCAAUGUCGGGUUUCGACAAGGAAGAUGAUCCGGUAAUCGUAGAGACAUCUUCGGAGGCAAACUUCAACGAGGUCAAAGAGUCAAAGGAUGAAAUUAAGCAAUUUGACAUGGUCAAUGAUUGCUCAAGCCACCACUUUGUUGAUAGCCCGGGAAAGAGCUCGAUAUCAAGUCAGGUGAAAAGAAGUUGGUUAAAGAAAGUCCAGCAAGAAUGGAGCAUUUUGGAAAACAAUCUUCCUGAAACAAUAUACGUUCGUGUCUUCGAAGAAAGGAUGGAUCUAAUACAAGCUGCGAUUGUCGGGGCACCCGAAACUCCUUAUCACGACUGUCUCUUCUUCUUUGACAUUUUUCUACCUCCGGAAUAUCCUCACGAGCCCCCGAUGGUGCAUUACGAGUCUGGUGGGCUUCGGGUCAACCCGAAUCUAUACGAGUCGGGAAGGGUAUGUCUUAGCCUUCUGAAGACCUGGACUGGAACCGGAACCGAGACAUGGAACCCUGACGGAUCGACAAUUCUUCAAGUUUUACUGUCUCUUCAGGCUUUAGUGCUCAACAAAAACCCGUACUUCAAUGAAGCCGGUUACGAUCAGCAAAUUGGGAGUCUCGAAGGCGAAAAGAACUCGGGCAGCUAUAAUGAGAAUGCUUUUCUCAUGAGCUGCAAAUCCAUGCUUUACAUACUCCGCAAGCCACCUAAGCAUUUUGAGGCACUUGUGGAGGAACACUUCAGCAAACGUUGCGUGCAUAUCUUGAUGGCUUGUAAGGCUUAUAUGGAAGGGGUUCCGGUAGGCUAUGCUAUCGGCAGCCCGUAUGUUGAGCCCGAAGGGCACACCGGGAAUUCUACGGGUUUCAAGAUCAUGCUAUCGAAGCUCGUCCCUAAGCUCGUGGAAGCAUUUGCCGCAAAGGGUUUCGAUUGUGGCGAGUUUAGUAAAACGGGCUAGUGGUAAGUCGUCAAAUAAUGUAGCCCCUUUUCGGAUUCGGGUCAUAUCCGAAGAAAUGUACAACUGUGAACGCAUAUGGUGCAUGUUGUCUUCAUAAAGGUGUAGUGUGUAAAGUGUUGGGUUUUAUAAAGUGUCUCAAUGUAUAAAGGUUGUCAAUAAAAAAGGUAGUUCUUUCUUGAAAGUUGAAGGAUGUCAAAUUCAGAGAAAUGUACAAGCAUUAUUUAUCUGGAUUUGAUGGUUCUUUGUUUGAGAAGGAAAUUACCAAGGUGUGAUGUGUAAAAUGUUGGGUGUAUUUUAUUUGGAUUAUGUAACAUAUGUUGGUGUAUUUUUUAUUUGGAUUAUGUAACAUAUUUCAUAAAUAAUUAUGUAACA